Trypanosoma cruzi is the source of this 913-nucleotide messenger RNA. RefSeq names its product surface protease GP63, putative. The record is from RefSeq and is a predicted model, not a curated record. Gene Ontology annotation, molecular function: metalloendopeptidase activity. Gene Ontology annotation, biological process: proteolysis; cell adhesion. Lineage: Eukaryota; Euglenozoa; Kinetoplastea; Trypanosomatida; Trypanosomatidae. Gene Ontology annotation, cellular component: cytoplasm; membrane. The transcript has a single exon. The annotation marks the transcript as partial.
GCAGGCGGCGGCGGACGGAACCCUCUCAACGGGCACCACGCUCACGGUGGUGGAGAAGCAGUGGAGGCCGCCUUCGUGGCUUGGCCUGACGUCUCACUGGGGGCGGCGGAACGCGAAGGAUGAGCUGAUGGCGGGCUUCGUUGUUUCCGGCUACUACACCGCGAUCACGAUGGCAGUGUUCACCGACCUCGGCUACUACAAGGCAAACUUCGAGAUGGCGGAGCCGAUGAGCUGGGGCAGCGGAGCCGGCUGCGCGCUGCUGACCGACAAGUGCGUGACGGACGGUGCCACGCUGUACCCUGAUAUGUUCUGCACCGACUCGAGCGACGCCACUCUGCGGUGCACGUCUGAUCGCCAGUCGCUGGGGACCUGCGCAAUUUACCAGGACGAUAACAUCCCACCGGAGUUCCAGUACUUCGCCACCAAGCAGGGCUCCAGGCGAGGGGCCAUGAUGGAGUACUGCCCCUUCAUUGCGCCAAUGAAUGGCACAGGGUGCAUGGAUGGCGACGAGGCCAUCAUGCCUGGGAGCGUUGUUGGCCCGUCCUCGCGCUGCUUGACUGGGGAGAACCUUCGGAUGGGCAGUACGGUUGUUGGUGACGUGUGCGUGCAGUUGAGGUGUGGUGAGGGCACGCUAAGUGUGCGGUACAGGGGCAGCGAGGAGUGGCAUCCCUGUGCACCGGGACAGACGCUGACGCCCCCGGCGCCAUUCACGGCGGGCAGCAUAAGAUGCCCCUUGUUCAGCGACGUCUGCCUCACCAUGUUGAAGCACAGUGAUGCGAGCAGCACCGACGUGGAAAGCCACCCGAAACACCUUGCGAUGAUCAGAAAUAACGAUGGCAGCGCUCUGGCGGUCACUUCUGCGCCGCCUCUUCUCCUUCUCAUUGUGAUCGGCACGGUGAUUGUCGCACCCUGA